AUGCACAGAGUUCUGUUCACAACUCGGGGGGGCCUGGAGCCCCUGCAGCUCAUGACCCCAGGUCGAGGCUCCUGCUUUGGAGCAGCCCCCAAUGUAGGCCUUUCCCGGGUCCCCUGCGAGCCCGCAGGGAACAGAAGAGAGAGGGGGCAGCGGGAGAGAGGAGCAGCCACGUUCCCCGGAGGCGCCGGAACGCAGGAGGCAAGAGGGCCCAUACCCGAAAGCAAGAGGGAAAGCGAGCGGCGGGGCGAGGGCGACCCCGCGCCGCUACCCACGGAAGAUUUAUGGCGCCGCCCGGGUUCCAAGGACAGGCUGCGCUCGCCGCUGCUGCCACCGUCGGGGCCCCCAGCAGCUGAUGACGGGCCUGGACACCCCCCCACCGCCAGGGGAACCCCACGGUGACCCAGGACCCUCAGCUUCGGGAGGACGCGCUCGCUGGGGACCGGCAGCAACUUUUCUGCCUGGAGGCUUUUAGUGGCUUCGAAGACGGCCGGGAUUCCUUCCAGCCCCUAAGAACCAGGACAGCGGGUCAGGAAGGAUACUCAGAGAGGAGAUCUCCCAAAAGAGGAAGCCCAGAGCCCCAGGAUCCCGCAUUUGGCCUGGGUGGGAAAGGCAUUUCUGAAGGAGGAAAGCUCAGGGAGGGGGCGACUGGAAGCGAAGAAGUGGCUCCUAAGAAACUUCCUUGAGAACCUCUCCAUCCCUCGCGCGGACCCCAGUGGAAACCAACUUUGGAGCGGCGGCAUGGAGGCUCUCACCACUCAGCUGGGGCCGGGGCGCGAGGGCAGCUCCUCGCCCAACUCCAAGCAGGAGCUGCAGCCCUACUCCGGCUCCAGCGCUCUCAAACCGAACCAGGUGGGCGAGACGUCGCUGUACGGGGUGCCCAUUGUGUCGCUGGUCAUCGACGGUCAGGAGCGCCUGUGCCUGGCGCAGAUCUCCAACACCCUCCUCAAGAACUACAGCUACAAUGAGAUCCACAACCGCCGCGUGGCCCUGGGCAUCACGUGCGUGCAGUGCACGCCGGUGCAGCUGGAGAUCCUGCGUCGGGCCGGGGCCAUGCCCAUCUCCUCUCGCCGCUGCGGCAUGAUCACCAAGCGCGAGGCCGAACGCCUGUGCAAGUCGUUCCUGGGUGAGCACAAGCCACCCAAGCUGCCCGAGAACUUCGCCUUCGACGUGGUGCACGAGUGUGCGUGGGGCUCGCGCGGUAGCUUCAUCCCCGCGCGUUACAACAGCUCGCGGGCCAAGUGCAUCAAGUGCGGCUACUGCAGCAUGUACUUCUCGCCUAACAAGUUCAUCUUCCACUCGCACCGCACACCCGACGCCAAGUACACACAACCCGACGCCGCCAACUUCAACUCGUGGCGCCGUCACCUCAAACUCAGUGACAAGUCUGCCACAGACGAACUGAGCCACGCUUGGGAGGACCGCGGACUUGGCCUGGCCACCGGAGCUGGCGGCCCGGGGGGCCCGGGAGGGCCUGGUGGCGGUGCCGGCGUACGCAGCUACCCGGUGAUCCCAGUGCCCAGCAAAGGCUUUGGCCUUUUGCAAAAGCUGCCCCCACCACUUUUCCCGCAUCCUUACGGUUUCCCCACCGCCUUUGGCCUAUGCCCCAAAAAGGACGACCCGGUGUUAGGCGCGGGCGAGCCUAAGGGCGGCUCCUACGUGUCAGCCUUCCGGCCGGUGGUCAAAGACGCCGAGAGCAUUGCCAAGCUCUACGGUAGCGCCCGCGAGGCCUACGGCCCUGGGCCUGCUCGGGGGCCGGGACCGGGCACGGGGACCGGCGGCGGCUACGUGAGUCCGGACUUUCUGAGCGAGGGCAGCUCCAGCUACCAUUCUGCCUCUCCCGACGUGGACACCGCGGACGAGCCUGAGGUGGACGUGGAGUCGAACCGCUUCCCCGACGACGAGGGCGCGCAGGAUGAGAUCGAGCCCAGCGCGCCCAGCGCGCCCAGCGCGGGAGGUGGCCCAGACGCUGGCCGGUCCCCAUUCGGGGACUUGGCGGCGGAAGACGUGGUGCGGAGACCCGAGAGGAGCCCACCGAGCGGCGGCUACGAGCUGCGAGAGCCUUGCGGGCCCCUGGGAGGCCCCGUGCCGGCCAAGGUGUACGCGCCCGAGAGGGACGAGCACGUGAAGAGCGCGGCGGCGGCGCUGGGGCCGGCGGCCUCCUACCUCUGCAGCCCCGAGGCCCACGAGCCAGAUAAGGAAGACAAUCAUUCGACCGCCGACGAUUUGGAAACGAGGAAAUCCUAUCCAGACCAAAGGAGUAUCUCGCAGCCAAGUCCUGCAAAUACAGACCGAGGCGAAGAUGGCUUUACCCUGGAUGUCACAGGAACUCAGCUGGUGGAGAAAGACAUUGAGAACCUGGCCAGAGACGAAUUGCAAAAACUGCUCCUGGAACAAAUGGAACUCCGCAAGAAACUGGAACGAGAAUUUCAGAGUCUCAAAGAUAAUUUUCAGGAUCAAAUGAAGAGGGAAUUGGCUUAUCGAGAAGAAAUGGUGCAACAGCUGCAAAUUGUCAGAGAUACCCUGUGUAACGAGCUCGACCAGGAGCGGAAGGCGCGCUACGCCAUCCAGCAGAAAUUGAAAGAAGCCCACGACGCCCUGCACCACUUCUCCUGCAAGAUGCUGACGCCCCGCCACUGCACUGGCAACUGCUCCUUCAAGCCCCCGCUGUUACCCUAG
Propithecus coquereli (Coquerel's sifaka) is the source of this 2676-nucleotide messenger RNA. It is a transcript of the gene SKOR1, whose product is annotated as SKI family transcriptional corepressor 1. Gene Ontology annotation, cellular component: nucleus; transcription regulator complex. Gene Ontology annotation, molecular function: DNA-binding transcription factor activity, RNA polymerase II-specific; RNA polymerase II cis-regulatory region sequence-specific DNA binding; SMAD binding. The record is from RefSeq and is a predicted model, not a curated record. Lineage: Eukaryota; Metazoa; Chordata; Mammalia; Primates; Indriidae. Gene Ontology annotation, biological process: negative regulation of BMP signaling pathway; negative regulation of transcription by RNA polymerase II.